GGCGGCAGCGGCAGCAGCAGCAGCAGAAGAAGAAGAGGGGGGGAAUGAGCGCGGCCCCCAUGGAGCUGCUGAGGAAAUGGCUGGGCCACCCCGAGGACAUCUACAACCUGCUGCGCUUCAAAAUGGGCGGCUACCGGGCCGUCAUGCCGCGGAUGGACCCGGACUCGCUGGGACGCGGCCUCCGGACCUGCUACCGCUACCUCAACCAGACGAGCCGCAGCUUCGCCGCCGUUAUCCAGGCCCUGGACGGAGAGCUGCGACACGCCGUCUGUAUAUUCUACCUAGUUCUCCGUGCCCUGGACACUAUAGAGGAUGACAUGUCCAUCAGCUUAGAUGUGAAGGUGCCGAUGCUGCACGAGUUUCACUCCUAUCUCUAUCAACCCGAGUGGAAAUACAUGGAGAGCAAGGAGAAGGACCGGCAGGUGCUCGAAGACUUCCCAACGAUCUCCAUGGAGUUCAGGAACUUGUCAAAGGUUUACCAGGAGGUGAUUUCAGAUAUUUGCCACAAGAUGGGCGUCGGGAUGGCAGAGUUCUUGGAGAAGAAGGUUGACUCUCAGCAUGAGUGGGAUAAGUAUUGUCACUACGUUGCUGGGCUGGUGGGGAUCGGCCUUUCCCGUCUCUUCUCUGCAUCAGAGCUAGAAGAUCCUAUCGUCGGGCAGGACACGGAGCUGGCCAACUCCAUGGGCCUCUUCCUGCAGAAAACCAACAUCAUCCGCGACUAUCUGGAGGACCAGCUGGAGGGAAGGGAGUUCUGGCCCAGAGAGGUUUGGAGCAGAUACGCAAAGAAGCUCUCGGAUCUUGCCAAACCAGAGAACAUCGAUAUGGCUGUCCAGUGUCUGAAUGAGCUCAUCACCAACGCCCUCCACCAUGUCCCUGAUGUCCUCACAUACUUAUCCCGCCUGAAAAACCAAAGCGUCUUCAACUUCUGUGCUAUCCCCCAGGUGAUGGCUAUUGCCACGUUGGCUGCCUGCUAUAACAACAAGCAGGUGUUCAGGGGUGUUGUGAAGAUCCGGAAGGGACAAGCCGUCACUCUAAUGAUGGAUGCCACAAACAUACAAGCUGUCAAAGCCAUCAUGUACCAGUAUGUGGAAGAGAUCUACCAGAAGAUCCCAAGCACAGACCCGUCAUCCAACAAGACGCAGCAGGUCAUCGCCUCCAUCCGCGCCAUGAGCUUGCCUGGUGGCCCCAUGGCAUCGCGCCACCACUACUCCCCCAUCUACCUGUCGUGCGCCAUGCUCCUGGCUGCCCUGAGCUGGCAGUACCUGAGCACCAUCACCAAGGCCACCGAGGAGUACGUCCAGGCGGGCGAGAACUGAUGGGCAGUGGGGAUGGCAGGGGGAGAGAUGGUCGGCGGAUGGGCAGCGGAGGCAGAAGGCUUCCUCGUCCCCUGCCAGUGGGGAUGGCCAGGCAGUGGGGUGCCACCGGGCCGGGGACAGUGACGAGGAUGGGAUGCCAGUGAGCUGCAGCCCCGGGGCGACGGUGUGGUUUUGCUCCUCACCACCCUUGCCAUCUGCUUGGAUGGUUACAAACGCUAAUCGGAGUCUUACUGUUUGAGGUUGAAUAUUUUUUUUCCCCUUCUUUCCUGUUGGACAGUUUACCUGAAUAUUUUUUUUUUCUUUUGUUUUUGUUUUUUUUUUUUGGUUAGGAUGGUUUUCAAUAGAAACUGCAGUUGCCUCUUUUCUUGCUUGAGAUUUGAGACACCUUUCCAGCUCAGAGCUGAGGAAAACCUUCUGGGUUUUGCCUCCCUUUCUUAGGCAGCCUCUUCCCCCAUCACCUCUGGUGUCUGCUCCGCACUGGAAGGACGCUGCUUCAGCCAGGAGAGGAACACGCUUCCUUAUCCAGGGAAAAGGCUCUGGCCACCUUCUGGCCCUCAACCCAGGCUGGUUGACAUCCUGCGGCCUGGAAACAGGCAGAGGCAAUCUUGAAGUUUCUGUUGUUGUGCUGAAGGAGGCUGCUAGGCUUGAAACAAGCCCUUUUAAUGUUAAUUGACGGUGGAGGUGGGAUGCUCUGUCCACUUCGAUGUGCCCCCAGCUGAAAGCCAUCGACUGCAGCUCCCUCCCCUCUGGCAGACGGUGCCCUGCACUUGCAAAGCUUUGUGUUUCAGCAGCUGGGGGGUGGUUAAAAUGAGAAGGGAGCUGCCUGCAUGGCUCUGAGCUGCUAUCCCCCCGCCUGACUCCAGUGCUGGGGGGGUCCGGGCUCUGCAACCAUUCCUUCAGCCCAAGAGGAUGGGUGGCCGUGGCAGAGCAAGGCAGGGGAGCGAGGGUUUGCACCGUGGGUUCCUCAUGGGAUGUUUUUUUAGGGGACCUUGGUGCGUUGGCCACCCUGAAAGGCAGCAGUGACCCCUGCCAUGGGCUGGGAAGGCUUGAGCCACUGAGGGGGACCCAGGGCGGGUGUCCCUGUCCCACUUGGCUCUAGCUUGGGAUGAUGCUUUGGGUUAGACCGACGUGGAGGCUGGAAGAUGCUUCCACUGCUGUUCUGAAACACAUCAGGCUGGACUUGCUUCAAGAGGAAACAACGCUUUAGAGGCAAGUCCUGUUUUCCUAGGGUGGAUUUCGGUUUUCAGGUUGCCUACCCACCUGCCCCUCAAAUGCUGCUUUGCCUUUGUGAAAGGAAGGGCAGCCUGUGUCCCGGUACGGGACGGAGCUGUCUACUGGGUGCAGUUUGGUGGCCUUUGCAAGGCCAAGCCCCUGUGGCCAGACUGUUGCUCAGAAGAAGAACCUCUACUCCACAGGUACCGAUGUAGAUAGUUUUAGGCUGUUGUUCAAAAGAAGCUUGCGAUAGCUCUCUUUGUGCAGCUUCCUGUCUUGUUAAAAUUAAAGUUUUCUUUGGGAAAAAGAUUGUUUGAUA
Molecule: messenger RNA, 2847 nt
Organism: Chroicocephalus ridibundus (black-headed gull)
Lineage: Eukaryota; Metazoa; Chordata; Aves; Charadriiformes; Laridae
Gene: FDFT1
Product: farnesyl-diphosphate farnesyltransferase 1
Exons: 8
Coding region: 45-1316 (423 amino acids)
Biological process (GO): cholesterol biosynthetic process; farnesyl diphosphate metabolic process
Cellular component (GO): endoplasmic reticulum membrane
Molecular function (GO): squalene synthase [NAD(P)H] activity
Source: RefSeq, a predicted model, not a curated record